This is a messenger RNA of Trichomycterus rosablanca, 2694 nucleotides long. Its product is annotated as oocyte zinc finger protein XlCOF6-like. The record is from RefSeq and is a predicted model, not a curated record. Lineage: Eukaryota; Metazoa; Chordata; Actinopteri; Siluriformes; Trichomycteridae. Gene Ontology annotation, molecular function: RNA polymerase II cis-regulatory region sequence-specific DNA binding; histone methyltransferase activity; protein binding. Gene Ontology annotation, biological process: regulation of transcription by RNA polymerase II; cellular developmental process. The transcript has 7 exons. Bases 330 to 2405 code for a protein of 691 amino acids.
GUAGUGGAAUGGUGUUUAGAGGAACCCACUAAUUAUUUCCACACUCCAGCACAGUAGAUGGUGGUAAACAUGUACUCACAUAGUCCUCAACCCACCAGUAACAUCACUAUAGAAGAAGUGGAACAGCAGCUGAUCUAUCAUGCAGAUGAUCUUCUGUAAAUGAAUAUCACAUCUGGACCUGAUGGAGUUAUAAUGGAAGAUGAAAGAUGGUUCUUCUUGGUGUUUAUGAGGAACCUGAACUCUGGUCUACAUUAAACACACAAGAUCUGUAUCAGAGAUGAUGUGGAUGUGAGUGAAGAACUUCUGAUUCUGACCUGUGAAGAAAAACCAUGGAACCUUGCUCUCCAGAGGAGGAAGAGAAGGUGCAGUUGAACAGCUACACUGAUGGAAGCCUCCACGACGGACUGGACCUGUCCCACUUUAAAGAGGAAGAAGCAGAAGAUGAUGAGAACCUCUACUGUGAGGAGUGCAAAUCCUUCUUCUUCAACAAGUGUGAGCUUCACGGUCCAGCUCUCUUCAUCCCUGAUACCUCUGUACCCACUGUGGUUCCAGACCGAGCCAGACAGACUCUUCCACCCGGUCUAGAGGUUCAGCAGUCUGGUAUUCCUGGUGCAGGUCUGGGGGUGUUUAAUAAGGGGGAGACCGUUCCAGUGGGUGCACACUUCGGACCCUACCAGGGAGAAGCGGUGGAUAAAGAGGAAGCCGUGAGCAGUGGGUACUCCUGGGUGAUAUACAGGAGUGGUCGGGGUGAGGAGUACAUAGACGCCAAGAGUGAGAUGCAUGCCAACUGGAUGAGGUUUGUGAAUUGUGCUUGUAAUGAUGAUGAGCAGAAUCUGACGGUGUUUCAGUAUCGAGGAGGAAUCUACUUCCGAAGCUGUCGACCCAUCACCUUAGGACAGGAGCUCUUGGUUUGGUAUGAAGAGAAGUACGCAGGAGAAGAUCUCAGCAUCACGUUCAAUCACAUCUGGAACAAGAAGUGCUCCACAAAUGAAAGCAAUGACGCCAUGGUGCGAGUCUUCUCCUGCUCCUCCUGCCCACUGUCCUACACAUCUGAAGUUUACCUCCACAAACACAUCAGGAGAUCCCACCACGAGGAGUUCGUCAAGCUGCUGAAAUCAGGAGAGAUCAAACACGGAACUCCGAGCCCGACCCCCAGCAGCCAGCGAGAGCCCCCUGACGCCCUCCAGAAGGGGAUUCACCGGUGCCCGGACUGCGGGAAGAGCUUUGCUCUGAGAAAGUGUCUCAGACAGCACCGGCGUGUUCACACGGGAGAGAAGCCGUACCUCUGUUCACAGUGCGGGAAGAGGUUCGCCCAGCAGAACGAUCUCCGACGGCACCAGCGCAUUCACACCGGAGAGAAGCCGUAUCACUGCGCACAGUGCGGGAAGAGAUUCAUUCAACAGAUCCAGCUCCAGGUACACCAGCGCCUUCACACCGGGGAAAGACCGUACCGGUGCCCGGAGUGCGGGAAGAGUUUUACUCAGCACGGCGGCCUCGUCUAUCACCGGCAGAGUCACACCGGAGAGAAACCGCACGUCUGCUCACAGUGUGGGAAGAGGUUUGUUAGACGCGGUACCCUCCAAAAACACCAGCGCAUUCAUACCGGUGAGAAGCCAUAUCACUGCCUGCAGUGCGGAAAGAGUUUCGCUCAACAGAGUACACUUCAGCUACACCAGCGCAUUCACACAGAGGAAAAGCCGUUUCAGUGCUCCCACUGCGGGAAGAGUUUUAUCAUAAAGAGUCAUCUCGAAAGACACCAACGCGUUCACACGGGAGAAAAGCCAUAUCAGUGCUCACACUGUGGGAAGAGUUUUGCUCAGCGGGGUACUCUUCAGCUGCACCAGCGCACUCACACAAUGGAGAAGCCAUAUUGCUGCUCGCUAUGUGGGAGGAGUUUCACCGGAAAGAACAAUCUCAUGCGACACCAGCGCAUUCACACCGGAGAGAAGCCGUACCAGUGCUCGCAGUGCGGCAAGAGCUUCACCGGAAAGAACAAUCUCGUACAACACCAGCGCGUUCACACGGGAGAGAAGCCGUACCAGUGCUCGCAGUGCGGGAAGUUCUUCUCCCGCCCGACCUCCCUCCAAAUCCACCGGCUCAUUCACUCGGGAGAGAAGCCGCAUCAGUGCCCGGACUGCGGGAAGAGUUUCACUCACCAUAGUUAUCUCAGACAGCACCAGCGCAUUCACACAGGAGAGAAACCGUAUCAGUGUUCGCGCUGCGGGACAGGGUUCACUCGACAGAGCCAUCUCCAGCGCCACCAGAGCCUGUACACAGGAGAGAAGAUCUGUCACUGCUUAACCUGUGGAAGGAUUUUUACUUGUUUAUGUGCAUUCAAGGCUCACGUGUGCACCUACACCAAACCUUCAGCUCAUUACCUUCACUUGUCAAAUCAACAAACCUGAUCUGUAAUUGUAUUUUUGUGUUCUGGGGGGUUUCUGGUUCAGACAUUUUCAUUUCCUUCAGUCCUGACUUCCUGAGAGCAUCAACAAAGUAGGGGAAGAUUGUUGACUGCACCAACAUUCCCUCUUACCCUUGAUUUUAUCUCUCACAAACACCGAGAACAUGUUGAACUCCAUAUCGUCCUUUUAAUGUGGCUACCUCAUAAUAUUUGGAGGUUUUGAACCAGAAUCUCUGUAAAGCUGCUUUGUGAUAAAUUUUACUGGUGUUAAAGUAAACCACCGAAAUCUAAAA